Molecule: messenger RNA, 1257 nt
Organism: Neopsephotus bourkii (Bourke's parrot)
Lineage: Eukaryota; Metazoa; Chordata; Aves; Psittaciformes; Psittacidae
Gene: HAO1
Product: hydroxyacid oxidase 1
Exons: 8
Coding region: 57-1169 (370 amino acids)
Molecular function (GO): oxidoreductase activity; FMN binding
Source: RefSeq, a predicted model, not a curated record
ACACAGCUGAAAAGAGAAAGAAGUAGGACUGAAGUAACCCUGAGCGGUCUGCAGGCAUGUCUGGAAAGCUGGUUUGCAUUGCUGACUUUGAGGAGUAUGCUGCAAAAUUCCUCCCCAAAUCAGUGUAUGAUUAUUACCGCUCCGGAGCAGAUGACCAAGAAACACUAGCAGAUAAUGUAGCAGCAUUUUCAAGGUGGAAGCUGUACCCCCGUGUGCUCAGGGACGUGUCAGUGAUGGACCUGUCCACCUCGGUGCUGGGGCAGAGGAUCAGCAUGCCGGUCUGUGUCGGAGCCACCGCUAUGCAGCGCAUGGCUCACGCUGAUGGAGAGACAGCAACUGCUAAAGCUUGCCAAGCAAUGGGGACGGGGAUGAUGCUGAGCUCCUGGGCCACUUCCUCCAUUGAAGAAGUGGCUGAAGCAGCUCCAUCCGGCCUUCACUGGCUGCAGCUCUAUGUGUACAAGGACCGGGAGGUUACCAAAUCCCUUGUGAAGCGUGCGGAGCGAGCAGGAUACAAAGGGAUCUUCGUGACGGUGGACACGCCGUUCCUCGGCAGGCGCUUCGAUGAUGUGCGCAACAAGUUCCAGCUCCCUCCCCACCUCAGAUUAAAGAACUUCUCCAGCAGUGACCUGGCGUUCUCCUCGGGGAAAGACUUUGGAGAAAACAGUGGAUUGGCUGUGUAUGUAGCUGAGGCAAUCGAUGCAAGUGUCAACUGGGAGGACAUCAAAUGGCUUCGAGGGCUGACCUUGCUGCCUAUCGUCGCAAAAGGAGUCCUCAGGGCUGAUGAUGCUAAAGAAGCUGUAAAGAUUGGGGUAAAUGGUAUCCUGGUGUCAAAUCACGGGGCACGCCAACUUGAUGGGGUCCCUGCAACUAUUGAUGUCUUGCCUGAAAUCGUUGAAGCUGUGGAGGGGAAGGUGGAGGUGUUCCUAGACGGUGGUGUAAGAAAAGGCACAGACAUUCUCAAAGCACUUGCUCUUGGUGCCAGAGCUGUGUUCAUUGGAAGACCUCUCAUCUGGGGCUUGGUUUAUCAAGGUGAAGAAGGAGCAAAAGAGGUUCUCCAGAUGCUGAAGGAAGAGUUUCGCCUGGCAAUGGCACUGACAGGGUGCCGGAGAGUAGAAGAGAUCGGCAGGACGCUGAUUCGAAGACAUCAAGUAUUGUCUUCCAAGAUUUAGGUCUGAAGAUUAUUGCCUAGUGUCUUGCCUGUUGUACAGAAAGUGGGCUACCAGACAAAAAGCAACUGUGUUCACUCUUUGGGCCUCA